Messenger RNA from Panicum virgatum (switchgrass), 875 nucleotides. RefSeq names its product protein MOTHER of FT and TFL1 homolog 2-like. NCBI's taxonomy places the organism in Eukaryota, Viridiplantae, Streptophyta, Magnoliopsida, Poales, Poaceae. The transcript has 4 exons. The coding region runs from base 115 to 630 and encodes 171 amino acids. The record is from RefSeq and is a predicted model, not a curated record.
GGUCCGUCCUCCUCCCGGCCCAAGCAAGCGCGCGCGCACACGCACACAGAGAGACAGUGAGGAGGAGGGAGGCCGGGCGGCCGGAGGUCUAGAUAGAUCGAUCAUAGCACGCAGAUGGCCCGGUUCGUGGACCCGCUGGUGGUGGGGCGGGUGAUCGGCGAGGUGGUGGACCUGUUCGUGCCCUCCGUCAACAUGACCGUCGCGUACGGACCCAAGGACAUCAGCAACGGCUGCCUCCUCAAGCCCUCCGCCACCGCCGCGCCGCCGCUCGUCCGCAUCUCCGGCCGCCGCAACGACCUCUACACGCUGAUCAUGACGGACCCGGAUGCGCCGAGCCCCAGCGACCCCACCAUGAGGGAGUAUCUCCACUGGAUAGUGGCUAACAUACCAGGGGGAACAGAUGCAUCAAAAGGGGAUGUGGUGGUGGACUACAUGGGCCCGCGGCCGCCGGUGGGGAUCCACCGCUACGUGCUGGUGCUGUUCGAGCAGAAGACGCGCGCGCGCGCGGGGGCGCCGGCGGAGCGCGCCAACUUCAACACGCGCGCCUUCGCGGCGGCGCACGAGCUCGGCCUCCCCACCGCCGUCGUCUACUUCAACGCCCAGAAGGAGCCCGCCAAACGCCGCCGCUAGUAGUUACUACCUCCACACUCACGGCUGCUGCGUGAGUGCGUGCGUGCGCCGCCGGCCGCCGGCGGUUAUAUUAUAAUUACCGCCGGUGAAUAAGAGCUUUUACUAUACUGCCCCGUUAAGUACCUUAUUAAUUACCGUAUACUCGUAUUUUUUCUGUGUUUUCCGUAUACGUAUAUGGUCUAUAUACUUGUGCUCUUGCAUGUAUAUGUAGCAUGCGUCUUGCAUGGACUGUGGCUUUUGGAGUU